Racocetra persica is the source of this 515-nucleotide messenger RNA. Lineage: Eukaryota; Fungi; Glomeromycota; Glomeromycetes; Diversisporales; Gigasporaceae. The record is from the annotation of a GenBank genome assembly.
GUCUUGUACUAAAUUUUGACAGCUUUGAAAAUUAUAAAAUAUCUAGCCAUUUGCAGUCUAUUAUUUCUAAUCCUGAUGAUACAACUAUAGAAGAGUUAGGUGAAGAUGAUAUACUAGAAGAAAGUUCUCAAAAUAUGAUAGAGAUUGAUGAAGAUGAAAUAAUUGAGAUUGAUGAAAAUGAAGUAACAGAAAUUGAUGAGGAUGAAAUAAUAGAAAUCGAUGAAGAUAAAGUAACAGAGAUUGAUGAUGAAGUAACAGAGAUUGAUGAAGAAGCAAUAGAGAUUGAUAAAAAUGAAGUAAUAAAGAUUGAUGAAGAUAUAGAGAUUGAUGAAAAUAAAGUAAUAGAAAUUGAUGAAGUUAAUACAUCAGAUAAUAAUGAAAUAAUAGAAAUUGUUGCGAACAAAGAAAUAUUAGAAAUAACAGAAAUUAUCAUAGACAAAGAUAUAUUAGAAGUAACAGAAAUUAUCACAGACAACGAUGAUAUAUUAGCUUUAGAAGCAAUAAAAAUAGAUUGA